Messenger RNA from Oikopleura dioica, 2877 nucleotides. Lineage: Eukaryota; Metazoa; Chordata; Appendicularia; Copelata; Oikopleuridae. The record is from the annotation of a GenBank genome assembly.
AUGUCAACGGAAUUAUCUUUUGAUGACUUUAAAAAUAAAACUCUAUCAUCGGACAUUUUGUUUAUCGAUGUUCGGAGCGUUGAGGAGGUCGCAGAUGGCCACAUAAAGGCAGCUUACUGGGCACAUAUUCCUAGGUCUGAGAUAGAAACCGCGUUCAGUCUUACUGAGGCAGAUUUCGAGGCAAAGUACAACGUAGCGAUGCCCAAAAAGCAGACUGAAAUCUGGACCAACUGCAAGUCAGGAUCCGACACAGGAAGGAGUGCUCAAUCGCGAGAUAUUCUGAAUCGGCUGGGAUUCGAAAACGCCAAUAUGCUGAAAGGAGGCUAUUUGAAAUACGGGAAGGCCCAAAUGGCGACUCCAUUAACAGACGCGGACAAGCGUAAGCAGAUCUCAGUCCGCGGAGUUGCCCCUCUUGAGGGCGUCGAUGACAUUAAAGAAGCCUUCAAUCGGCAUCUCCACUUCACUCUUGUCAAGGACAGAAAUGUCGCUACAUCUGACGACUUCUACAGUGCUCUCGCUCACACUGUCAAAGAUAACAUGGUCGGUCGCUGGAUCAGAACGCAGCAGUACUACUAUGAGAAAGACCCCAAACGCGUGUACUAUCUCUCUCUUGAAUUCUACAUGGGCAGAACGCUUACGAAUACAAUGGUUAAUUUGGGAAUUCAAGAACAGUGUGAUGAAGCCAUGUACCAACUCGGCCUUAAUAUUGAAGAGCUUGAGGAGCAGGAAGAAGACGCCGGUCUCGGAAACGGCGGAUUAGGUCGACUUGCUGCCUGCUUCCUUGACUCGAUGGCCACGCUCGGAUUAGCGGCGUAUGGCUACGGAAUUAGAUAUGAGUACGGUAUUUUCAACCAGCGCAUCCACGAUGGCUGGCAGACUGAAGAACCGGAUGACUGGCUUCGAAACGGAUGUGUCUGGGAGCGCGCUCGGCCAGAGUACGCUGUCGCCGUGCACUUUUUCGGUUCUGUGCAGAACGAAAAUGGAGACUGGCAAAAGCCAUCCAAGUGGAGAAACACGCAAGCUGUCAUUGCCCUUCCAUAUGACACGCCUACUCCUGGGUAUGGAAACAAUGUCGUUAACACGAUGCGUCUUUGGUCUGCUCGUGCUACGAGGGGAUUUAAUCUGAAUCUUUUCAAUACCGGAGACUACAUUCAAUCUGUUUUCGACAGAAAUAUCGCUGAAAAUAUCUCCAAGGUUCUCUAUCCAAAUGACAAUUUCUUCGAAGGAAAAGAACUUCGUCUCAAGCAAGAGUAUUUCGUUGUCUGUGCUACGCUUCAGGACAUUGUCAGGCGAUACAAGAGCUCAAAGUUCGGAUGCAGAGAUUCUGUCAGAACUCAGUUCGAUCAAUUCCACGAGAAGGUAGCUAUUCAGCUUAACGAUACUCAUCCAGCGCUGGCUAUUCCUGAAUUGAUUCGUCUCCUCGUUGAUGUAGAGGAAGUACCAUUUGAUCAAGCAUUUGAAAUCACGAAAAAGACCUGUGCGUACACGAACCAUACCGUUUUACCUGAAGCUCUCGAGCGAUGGCCAGUAAAGAUGCUCGAGAAUAUGCUUCCUCGUCAUUUGCAGAUCAUUUAUCUGAUCAACGCCCGUCAUUUGAAGGAUGUCGCAAAGGUCUUCCCAAAUGACUCAUCGAAGCUUCGGGAGAUGUCUCUGAUCGAAGAGGACGGAGAAAAGCGAGUGAACAUGGCAUACCUCGCGAUCAUCAUCAUCGACGAUACCUUCAAAAACUUCUACGAGAUGUCUUGCCGACUUGGGGAAACAAACAAGUGGCAAAACAAAACGAACGGUAUUACACCACGACGAUGGCUUCUCCUGUGUAACCCAUCUUUGGCUCAAGCGAUUACCGAUAAAAUCGGUGAUGAUUGGCACCUUGACCUGACGAAACUCCGACAGCUAGAAGAAUUCGCUUCGGACAAAUCAUUCAUUCGCCAGAUUGCCCAAAUCAAGCAAGAGAACAAAGAGCGAUUGGCAACCUGGCUUUCUCAAUCGCAGGGUGUCAAGAUCGACUCCAAAGCAAUGUUUGACAUCCACGUCAAACGAAUCCACGAGUACAAGCGUCAGCUCCUGAACGCUCUUCACAUGGUUCAUCUGUACAACGAGAUCAAGAACAACCCGGACAAAGAAUUUACUCCACGAGUCAUCAUGGUCGGUGGAAAAGCGGCUCCUGGUUAUCACACUGCAAAGAAGAUCAUCAAACUUAUCAAUUCCAUUGCUGACAUUGUUAACAAUGACCCCCUCGUAGGCGAUCGACUCAAAAUCGUUUACAUCAACAAUUACCGAGUAUCCACUGCUGAAAAGGUUACCCCUGCUUGCGAUCUCUCCGAGCAGAUCUCAACAGCAGGAACAGAAGCGUCCGGAACCGGUAACAUGAAAUUCAUGUUGAAUGGUGCCUUAACCAUUGGUACACUUGAUGGUGCAAAUGUAGAGAUGUCUGAAGAAAUGGGCGGCAAAAAUAUCUUCAUUUUCGGAAUGAAAGUUGAAGAUGUCGAAGCUCUUGAUAAGAAAGGAUACAACCCACAGGAUUUCUACAACGCCUCAGCUAACCUGCGACGUGCUCUCGAUCAAAUAAGAGCUGGACUCUUCAGCCCUAAGCAGCCAGAUCUCUUCUCUGGUUUCGUCGACGAUCUACUCAAGUGGGAUAGAUUCAAAGUCUGUGCCGACUUUGACGCCUACAUCGCCAAGCAGGAAGAAGUCUCCGAGCUUUACAAGGACGAGGAUGAAUGGACCCGUCAGUGUAUAAUGAAUGUAGCUGCCGCUGGAAAGUUCUCAUCUGAUCGAACAAUUCACGAUUAUGCCACUGAGAUUUGGGGAUGUGAGCCAUCUCCAGGCCAGCGCAUUCCUGGCCCAGCAGAUGCUCAUCCUGGUACCGAAGAAUAA